Messenger RNA from Trichomonas vaginalis G3, 753 nucleotides. RefSeq lists its product as uncharacterized. NCBI's taxonomy places the organism in Eukaryota, Parabasalia, Trichomonadida, Trichomonadidae. The record is from RefSeq and is a predicted model, not a curated record. The transcript has a single exon. The coding region runs from base 1 to 753 and encodes 250 amino acids.
AUGUCUUGCAACAUUUAUGAGACAACAUACAAUAGAUUUUUUCAAAGACCAGCUACAACAACAGUCACUGGUCGCCAGAUCACAACCAACACAUCACGACACGAAUCCGGCUUCUCUUCAAAUACAAGAAUGAGCCCUUUACACCUUAAUCCAACAUUUCCAGAAGAACCUGUUACAAGAGCACCAGUAACACGCGGAUUUACUGUUUCAGAGAAAACAAGAACAAGAAUGGAACAAUCCGGAUAUUGGCAUUCUGAAAUCACUCAUUCUGACAAGAAACAAGAAAUGGAUCUUGUCUCAACACACAUGAAAGAUUAUCCUAAGUACAAAUCUAAUCACGAAGUUUAUUGGAGUUUGAACCGCAAUUUGAUUGGGUCAAGAGAGCCAACACCUUAUUCCAGACAACCAAUCAAUGUAACUCAGCAGCGCAUAUCACCUAUGGAGUCUACAUCCCACUCUUCUUAUCCGAAAUACCAAGGAAACUCUGGCGUUAACAUUCCUUCUAACGUUCGCAUGGAAAGGUGUGGUUUCUCAAAUGCUGCAGUUCCACUCUCAUCAAAGAGCGUUGCAAUGUCAGAUAGAUCGAUAAAUGAUUUGUCUCCAAGCGAGGCUUCUCAUUUAAAGCACAAGGAUCCAAUAGAAUACCAAAACAUCCAGUAUAAUACUCCAUAUCUUACCACUGCUCAAAUCAGUUACCAAAAUCCGAACAAGAUGAGGGCUUUUACAGCAACAACUGGUUUAAGAACCAACUAA